This is a messenger RNA of Cinara cedri, 2622 nucleotides long. The record is from the annotation of a GenBank genome assembly. Lineage: Eukaryota; Metazoa; Arthropoda; Insecta; Hemiptera; Aphididae.
AAAUCAUUGUAUCCGGCGUGUGGAUAUGGUAUAAAAGGGCCCGGGACGUCACUACGAGCUCAAUUAGUACUUGUGCCGUCGACAAGAGUAGACUGACAAUAAUAUUCCACAAGUACUAAGGUAAACGCUGCACUCGUCAGACCGUGUCUCAGAUCUCCGCAAAAUACGGUGAGUAUGAAAUGUUUUAAGUAACUAAUGUCCGAUACUUUUUAAUUUAAGGUCACGUAUUUAUUUAUAGUUAUUUAUUCACAGAAUAAACAUUUUGAUUUCAAUAAUGGUAAUAAUUUGUUAGGUGGAUACAAGAAAAUAAUAUGAAUGUUCUAUAACAACACUGAUACGCAUAGUCAAGAGUUUCGAUAGGUUUAUUGUGAAAUGACGACGGGGGUUAUCGUGAAUGUUCUGUCAUCGCCAUAUUUAAUACUAAACUCUUUUGAGUUCAGCACCGUUAAUUUUGGAUUCUGCAGCGUGUACUGACGAAACUAUUUGUUUUAGUAAGCGAUGUGUUACUAUUUCGAUUAAUUAAUUAUGCUCUGAAAUGUUCACGCUGUAUCGUAAUAUCGAUGUGAACGUUGAUGUUAUUUUAUUUGAAACAUUUUUUCGACAUUCCCAACACAUUUUCCAACAACGACUUUUUAUAUAUUUCCUAAACACAGUUUUCUGGUGAAUAAAAUACUCCGAUACAACAAUGUGUAGUAUGCAAUUUAAGAUUUUAAUAUUUUAUAUAAUAUAUAAUAUUAUUUUACUCAAAACAUUUAACAAUUCAUUAAUUUAAUAAUUUGUAUGUUAGUAACAAUCCUCCACAGUCUUCAAAUUGUACCUUAAACGGUUCGGAUUUCACGCCCAGCCGUACAUUUUAUUUGAACAUUUUUAUUUUUCACAAUUUUUUCUUUUCCUUUAAGCAGUAAAUAUGGUAGGUAUACAAGUUUUAAAUUUUGGACAUAUCUUACCCGAAUAAAUACAUUUUUAUAAGAAAUAACGCCCCUUUUGAUUUACUUUUCAUAAUCAAAAUAGUUUGUUCCUUUCCUUACAUAAUUUGUCAAAUUAUACGUAUGGCAUUUCUUAUAUUUUAGCCGAACACGACAAUUUUACUACAAUCACUUCAACUCAAACGGACAUAACCGCCUUCGACAUGAACUUCAAGAGCACCAUCGUCGUAUUUCUGUUGGUCGUCGUGUUGAUGUUUGCCACGGACUCCGCUGACGGGUACAGAAAACCACCGUUCAACGGUAGCAUUUUCGGGAAACGUUCCAGCUCCGCUCCGGGUAUGGUUCAUAUAUUAAUAUGUUAUAAACUAAUACAGGAAAAUUUCGAAUUUACAAUGUAAAUUUUAAUAAUAAUAAAAAUAGUUUUCACGGUGUAUAAAUAUAUGCUUACUUCUUUUUCUCGAUACUUGUGGAUAUUUCUAACAGCUCCUACUGGAUAAAACGAACUCAAAUUCGGGAAUCGGAGUUGUUUUAAAAAAAAUGAAGUAGGAAGGUUUAAAUUUUGUGUAUGUAUAGUAUAAGAGCCAAGCAUGUAUCAUUUGGGAGUUUUAGCUUUCAACCAGUUUUAUGCUCAAAUUUUAUGUUUUUACGAAAAGCACCUGAUUUUAUAUACCCUCAUACAGAUUAAAUCUUGGAAACAAUAACUAUUUCACAUCAAUUUUAAACAUUUUACGAAAAAAAAGCCCAUUGCUAAUUAACGCGUACAUUUAAUAAUAAUAAAAAAACCAUAAAUAUUCAUUAUACUUAUUAUUUUAAGUUUAUAAAAACACAGGUAAUAUAAAAACAAUUUUUUAAAGGCAUGAUUUUCAUAAGGCAUCAGUGGUCACAAAAAAAAAAAAAAAAACAAAUAAUCUAGGUAAUUUAAAAAACAGUCCUAGGAUAAUGGCAACGGAUGCAGCCACUGUUAUAGGUAAUUCAUUGUAUACCUAUUUGCAAUGAUAAAUCAUUUCUAAUGAAAAAGCGAAACUCUUACAUUUUCUCGGUUUUCCUCUGUUUUUUAUAUUUGGUGGGAAAACUCCUUAAAAAAUCGAAAAAUAAUCUCUCUAAAAUACAUUUCCUGUUAGAUAUCCUUUCAGAAAAAUAUAGCUAUUAUUUUAAAUCGGAGCAAAAUUGUUUGUAAAAAAAUCGUACACAGGAAAAAAUAAUCUAGAAGAAAUAAUCUAAAAUAAAAUAUUCUAAAGGUGAUAAAUCGGCUGGUGGAAAAUUCUACUAAUGACUUUAAUUAGAGAUUCUACUCUAAUAACGGAACAUUGUUGUUCACAAAUGUUUAAUUAUUUUGUUUUCAAUAAAAUGUAAAACAUGUAGAAUAAAUACUUGAAUAAGAAUUUUAAAUUUAAAAAAAAAAUGUUUACAGAAUAUGAAAAUCCCGGAAAAACCAUUUACAACAUGUGCGAGCUUGCAUCGGACGCGUGCCAGACUUGGUUCCCGAGCCCAGAGAAGAAAUGAAAUGUCUUCAGUCAUCGUCACCGUCGUCUGUACCACUGUAGAAAUCUAUAAGUUCCCUCGGAACAAUUAAACAUUAUGUAAUUCCGAAACUAAAAAAAAAAUAUAUAAAUUAAUGUCUAGUCAAAAUGUAGUCAAAUGAACGUGAAGUUUUUUUUGAAAAUAAAAUGUUUUCUAAUAAAAUGCUUUUCAAUUG